This is a messenger RNA of Oreochromis niloticus (Nile tilapia), 4603 nucleotides long. It is a transcript of the gene arhgap1, whose product is annotated as Rho GTPase activating protein 1. Gene Ontology annotation, cellular component: cytoplasm. The transcript is spliced from 13 exons. The record is from RefSeq and is a predicted model, not a curated record. Gene Ontology annotation, biological process: small GTPase-mediated signal transduction; negative regulation of endocytic recycling. Bases 225 to 1517 code for a protein of 430 amino acids. Lineage: Eukaryota; Metazoa; Chordata; Actinopteri; Cichliformes; Cichlidae. Gene Ontology annotation, molecular function: GTPase activator activity.
UAAACAAAAACUGAAUUGAUAGCUUUAUUUUGAAAACAACAAACCGGAAGAGUUGCUGACGCAGGUUUGUUGACGACAACAGUCUACGUUGACUUCAGACGCCACAAAGUGAAUCGGUUGUAACGGAGUAGCUGGACUAUUACGCUUGUGUGUGUAUGUUUGAGUGAGCUGAACAAAGACAUCGCUGUGCAGUCUGUGUGUAUGUGAGAGCGCGCGUGUGUGCGAUGUCUUCGGAACUGCUGGUAGAUGUGGGCGACGACUCUGCAACGGCGCAGCUAGGACAGCUGAAGCUGACUACCAUAGAGGACCAGCAGUGGCCCGCUGAUGAGUCUUUCCUCAGCAAGUCAGAGACAGAUGUUUCCCAGCAGUUUGAUGCCAGCUCUCCACACCUGCCCUGGGACCACCCUUUCUAUGACAUUGCCAGACAUCAGAUCAUUGAAGUGGCCGGUGAUGACAACUUUGGCAGGAAGGUGAUAGUGUUUAAUGCCUGCAGGAUGCCUCCGCAGCACCAGCUGGACCAUCAUAAGCUGCUGAUGUAUCUCAAAGGAACACUGGAUCAGUAUGUGGAGAGUGACUAUACUCUGAUCUACUUUCAUCACGGGCUGACCAGUGAAAACAAACCUUCCCUCAGCUGGCUGCGGGAUGCAUACAGGGAGUUUGACAGAAAAUACAAGAAGAACAUCAAGGCCCUGUACAUCGUCCAUCCCACCAUGUUCAUCAAGACUCUGCUGAUCCUCUUCAAACCAAUUAUAAGUUUUAAGUUUGGCAGGAAGAUCAACUAUGUGAGCUAUCUGAGUGAGCUGGAGGAUGUGGUCAAGUGUGAUCAGCUGGUCAUUCCUUCCCGUGUUAGAGAGUAUGACAACAAAUUAAGAGCAUCUCUGAAACCCACCACACAGCCUCCCAUGUCUCCUCCUCACAGCCCUCCUCUCCCCAGCCAGGUGUUUGGUGUGCCACUAACGCUGCUCAGACAGAGGGAUCCAGAUGUGGAUCCAGUUCCUGUGGUGAUGAGAGACACCGUUGGCUUCCUCUCAGAGCAAGGCUUGGAGAUUGAGGGCAUCUUCAGACGAUCUGCCAACGUGACUCUGGUGAAGGAGGUCCAGCUCAGGUACAACUCAGGUGCGACAGUGAACUUCAGAGAGAUGGAAGAUGUGCACCUGGCUGCUGUCAUCCUGAAAACAUUCCUGAGGGAACUCCCCGAGCCUCUGCUCACCUACCAGCUCUACAAUGACAUUGUCAACUUUGCCUCUGUGUCCAGUGAGAGUCAGGUGACAGUAAUGAAGACGCUGGUAGAGUCACUGCCAGAGGAAAACUACGCAUCGCUGCGAUACCUCAUCACAUUUCUGGCACAGGUAUCAGCCAACAGUGAGGUGAAUAAGAUGACCAACAGUAACCUGGCUGUGGUCUUUGGUCCCAAUCUGCUCUGGGGCCGGGACAACGCCAUGUCUCUCAGCGCCAUUGGACCAAUCAAUAACUUCACGAGAACCCUGCUGGACCAGCAGCAUCUGGUGUUUGCCUAAUCACCAGCCCUCUGCUCUGAGCUCUUUCUGCCAGUGUGAAACGCCGCUGAGACCCUCCUUCCCCUGCAGCAUUUAGCCUUUAGCUUACCUUAGGAGCAUCAUCAAAGUACUUCUGUACCUACAGCGCUCAGACAGACAGGUCUGACUGAUUGUCCCUUACAUACUGCGCACAUUUAAAAAGAUUCAGUGGACCAAGUUGCAUGUCAUUUGUGUGUCACCAGUCGUUCUGAGCGUCUUGUUAUUAUGUCUGGCAGCGUCUGGCAUUUCCUUUUGACUCGAAGCAUGAAAACAAGUUGAAACAGCACACAUGUUAGAGCUCAGGCAAAUAAUAAUAAUAAUAAUGAUAGCAAAAAAUAACAGAAAACACUACAAAAUGUGACCGCCAAUAAACAAGAAAGAUCCAGAUCCCCAGUUUUGUUACAGCGAUAAAUUUGAGCCUUUUCUUCUACUGUUCAUGUAUAACAGCAUGAAACGCUGUGGGACGGCCCUGAUACCACAUGCGUGAGUGGGCACAGACAGGCUGUCGCCACACCCACUCUGUCAUGAAUAUACCAGGUUCCACUUUGGGUUCUCCACUGUGAGUCGUGAUAACUCUUGACAUCACUUUGCAUCAGGAAAUCAGUUUCCCACAAACACAUGUCAUGAGUGCAGUUAUGUUUUCCUGUCCUUUAAAUCAGUGUAGUGCUUCCAACAGUCUCCACGAGCACAACAUGAAUCUGAAUGAUGACGUGAAGUAAAUGGACUGACUGAUUCUUAUAUAGCGCUUUCCUACUCUCCUGGAGUAUUCAAGGUGCUGUAGACAACAUGCCACAUUCAUACAAGCACUUCUAAACUCAAGUGCAAUCUAACCAACAUUCACAACUUGGGGUUCGUAACUUGCCCAAGGAUACUUGACAUGCAGACUGAAGAAGCCAAGGAUCGAACCACCAACCUUCCGAUCAGUAGCUGAUCUGCUCUACCACAGAGCCACAGCCAAGUAGUUUCAUGUGGGUAUCAGGCCAGCACACUAUAAAGAGCUGUAACACUGGGGGAGGGUGACAUAAAAGCUCUCAUAAAUCUGAAAUCACUACAUGUGUGUGAAUGCAGGGUUAGUCAUUUCCUGCAGGUCAGUCAUGUGCCCCAUGGACUCAUUCCCACCUGCAUGUGUUCAUAUCUAUAUUCAGCCCUGUAUCACUGCCCUGCUUCAACACAGCGGCUGGCUAUCAUCUCUUAUCUCUGUCAGUAGCAGCUGGUCGUACACCCCCCCUUUCUCAUUCGUACACGUCGUGUUGUUUUCUAUGUAGUGCCAAAAAACGUUUCACCUGUGUUACCAAAUGUCCUUUAUAUUCUGAUUCUGUACUAAAGAGAGGAUUGAUGAGGAGAGUGGAGGUGUGACUCAGGUUAACGUCAGAAUGGUGAACUUGGUACCGAACUUUGUGGACAAUCUAUGAAAUGCUGUACUUGGAGUGGCAGAAACCACCCACAGCUGUGCACGUGGAGCUGAGUCUUUCUUUUCCUUUUAUAUGUGACUUUAAUCUUUACUAAUAGUAGUGUCAUUUGGACCUGUAGCUGAUUUUACUGGUGGUCCCGGGUAAACGGCACAACAAAAGUGUGCUGAUGUGCUGAAUGACAGCGUUUGUGCAUUAGCUGAGCUUCACAGUCGACACUGUGCGGGUUUAGUGACACUGUUGGGUUUUUUUAAAUUACAGGGAGAAGGUUGGUUGGUACGUCAGGCAUGUGGUGGACUCCCACAGGCCAGCGUCUCUGCUGUUGCCCUCUGUGUGACUGAUUAUGCGAGCAGAUGUGAUGUGUGCUCAUAUAACCAUUAUGCAGUAAUAAUAUAAGUUGUAAUAGUAACGGAUUCAUGUUCCUUUCAUUCUGGCUGUCAUUUGUAGCAGCAUCACUUCAGUGUACAUAAUGAAUGAUUUGGGGUGUCUGUUUUCCUGUGAUUGUCCCACAUGUAUCCCAAAUGUAAGUAAGUAGAAGUACCUGAUACUGAGUUUUACUUCUGUCAUUAGUUGCUGUACACCGUUUCAGGCUUUGAACUACAGGAGUCUGUCCAAGUUAUGUGCUGGUUUUUGGCUCUUCUGUCUUUGAGUGCCGUGGUGUGUUGGACAUAAUCCACACUGAGCAGUGCAGUUAACAGACUCCACACGCGGUGUUUGUGCUGCUGAGCGUCCACACGUUUCUGAUCACACAUGCUUCAGAGGGCACCAUGGCUCCAGGCCAGCUGUUCAUCCAUUUGUUUGUUGAGUAUCAAUGUAGAAUAUAGAUGCAUUAGAUCAGAGCUGUCUAGGGUUAAGGCACACCCUUCGGCCAAUCACAAGCCAGUAUUCCCUUUAGCUAUUGUGUUUUCUUUUAGUCACUACAGAUCUUUAGAAGCAGGCCUGUGAAGAGCAUGCAACAGGAGUGUAACCAAUCAGAAUCAGCUCUUUUAGUCUCUCACCUGUACUGAGAGGAAAAUGUCAAUUCUUUGAAAUGAUUUAGUACUUCCUCAACCCAAAGAUGAAUCAGUCCCUUAUUAGAGUGCAGCCAACAUGAGCAGUAGCAGCUCACAGCCACCAAAGUUCUGUUUGUGGGACUCUCCUGUUAGGUGAACAGCAGCACCCUCCCGCCCUCGGCUUUUUGAGCGCGGGGACUGGAUGCACACAGGUGACUGUGGGCUCUCACAGAGGUUCCCACGUGCAACUGUAUGGCCUCCCAAAAGCUUCAUUGUGUUCUCAUUUAUCUCACGGUUUAGCAGUGAUGCACAGACACUGUGGGGAUUUGGUCAGGAUGUCUUUGCUGGUUGAAGGUUUCACUGUUAUCGCUGCUUUCACAGCCUCCAGUGGACCAGCACAGCUAUAACUUCCUUAAUGAGGGUUUUGAUUUCUGUGGCUUAAUGAGAACUGUGUGGCCAUAAUUGGAUCACGGAGGCCUUAAGCUUCCUGCUGCAUUAUAUUUAUCAUUGCUCAUGUUCUUUCCUGUAAUAAUCGCCUGUAAUUCUCGAGAAGAACAUUAUUUCUGCAUGUCUCAGCUUUUGUCCUGGCACCCUGUGAAGCUUUGUUUUUAUCCUCAUUUUGUUUCCAGAGUUUUAGUUUAAAGGACUUGUCACGUUCUGCCAUCCA